Messenger RNA from Sesamum indicum (sesame), 1947 nucleotides. Its product is annotated as protein SOSEKI 2. The record is from RefSeq and is a predicted model, not a curated record. Lineage: Eukaryota; Viridiplantae; Streptophyta; Magnoliopsida; Lamiales; Pedaliaceae.
CCAUAUUAAAAACCCCUCUUCACUUGUCUUCAUCUCUCUAUCUAUUGUCUUGUCUCUCUCUCUCUCGUUUUCUUUUUUUCUUUUUUACUUUUCUCAACUCCAAUUUGCUCUUGUGUGGAAGCGGGAUUGAGACAGUAGAGUAAUGGAGAGUAGUAAUAUUGAACAAGGUGGGAGGAGGAAGAUAUGCAGGGAGAUGAGCCCAGAUAGGGCUAAAAUGUGUAUGAUGAGACCCACAUUCAAGAAAGUUCAAGUGGUCUACUACCUCUCAAGAAAUGGCCAUCUUGAGCACCCACAUUACAUGGAAGUCACUCAUCUUGCCCAUCAACAACUCCGCUUAAAAGAUGUUAUGGAGAGGUUAGCAGUCCUGAGAGGCAAAGGCAUGCCUUCACUCUACUCCUGGUCCUGCAAAAGGAGCUACAAGAAUGGGUAUGUGUGGAAUGAUUUGUCUGAAAAUGAUGUCAUUUUUCCAUCAGAAGGAGCUGAGUAUGUGCUCAAAGGAUCUGAAUUAGUUCUCGGUUGCACUGAGAAGCUGGUGCAACUUCAAUUUGGCAAUGUUCAGAACCAGCAGGUUGCCCAAGACCCAAACUUCCACCCAAAGCGCAAAUCCUUAGCUUCAAAACGACGGCCCCAACACUACGAAACCUUCGAUAACCAGUACCAUGCAGCAGAGGAAGAACAAGAACAUGAACAAGAACACAAAGCAAUCUACGCAAGCUGCUCAAAGGGUGUCUCAACGGAAGAAAUAUUCGGACAAAAAUCCACACAAAAGAACAACGUUGUUAACCCCACAGAACUCACUCUUGAAACCCAUUCCUUCUCAUCCCAUAAAUCAACCACCUCUACCAGCACUACUCUCUCCGACGCCGACGACAACCGAAAUUCCAAGAGAUUCGGCGACUGCGGCGAUGAUCCCGUCGGGAACGAGCCGCUCUUGAGCAGAAACUCGAUGCUGUUCAGCCUCAUUGCCUGCGGUGGUUCCGGGUCGUUCAGGAAGACUCUGCCGCCGCCGGCUGUGGAGGAACCGUGCACGGUGGGUAGGAAGAGCUGCAGCGGGGGCAGUCUUCUGCUUAAAGGGGUGGUUCGCAAGGCGGCGGCCGAGAGGGUGGCGGUGGAGGAGGAUGAAAUGAUGAUCAGGUACAUGUCGGAGAAUCCGAGGUUCGGGAACUUGCAGUCGGAGGAGAAGGAGUUUUUCAGUGGGAGCAUCGUGGAGGCGAUGGCUACUGAGGAGAGAGUUGGGGCUGAUCAGCCUGGAUUGAAGAAAUCUUCUUCCUAUAAUCAAGAAAGGAGCAGCAAGGCUGGGGUAGGAGAAAUCGCAAAUGAACAAGUGAAGAAAGAAAAAGGAGUGAAAGGGAAAUGCAUUCCUAGGAAGAAGUCCUCCUCCAAACACUCCAAAAAGUGAUCAUUUAUGAUGUGAUAAAAAAUAACAACGGGCUCUUAUAAAAUUUGUCAUAAUUAUAAGUACGUUUUUUUGUUAUUUGAAAAUAUUAUAAGUAUCUUGCAAGAAUUAACCGUUUUCUAACAAAUAUCCUCUUGUGAUAGCUCAUUGUAAGGGAAAUUUGUUAGACGACCAUUACUUUGAGGGGGAUAUUUAUAAUAUUUUAAGCAACAAACGAGUAUUUAUAUUUAUGCCAAAUUUUCAAAAAGCAGGUUAUAAUUUUGAUUUCAUAAUGAAUAUGCAAUUGCUCAUUUAUUGCAAGUUUAGGACAAUGUAGUUUAAUGUGGGAUAUAUUGUGCUCAUCUACUUUGCUUUAACUGUUAGCAGCUGCCUUAGUUGUAAAAAUUUAAGUUGAUGAUCAUAGGAGUGGUGUGUCUGUAUGUAUAGUUAUGGUUGUGGGUUGUGGUUAAUUUAGGGCAUGCAUAUGGGGAAUGUUGGUGAGCUCUUUUAAGCAGAAAAUUUAACUAUGUCGUGUAAGUUGAAUGUUUUAUUUCAAAUUUUAUUGUUUUUUU